AUGCGCGUCCCAUUUCGCAAGCUGCGCAACCUCGCGAAGACUACAGAGGCCUUGGUGGUCUCCGCCUGGCUCACGAGGCAAGGCCAUCCGCCGUCGCGACGGCUCGUGCUGCCAGAACAACUCACCGCGUCGCUCGCCCUGCCCGAGCCGGCCGCGGCGAUCGACGAAGGCGCGUGGCGCGCGGCCGAGACGAUCGAGGCGCUCGAGGGCCUCACGUUCGGCGAAGCGAUCGCGCCGCCGUCGACGAUCGAAUGCUUCGAUAUCAGUCAUUUUUGCGGGCUGCAGACCGUGGGCGCGUCGUCGGCCUUUGACCGCGGCGUGCUGGCGCCGGACCGCUACGGCUGGUACUCUCUCAGCGACGGCCCGCCGGACGACCCGGCCGCCAUCGCCAGGUCCGUGACCCAACGUCUCGAGGAGACGGACCCGCCGGACCUGUUUGUCCUCGACGGCGGUAUCGCCCAGCUCAACGCCGCCACGCGCGCCGUCGCCGCGGCCGGCGCCUCGACGCGCUGUAUCUCGCUCGCCAAGCGCGAGGAGCUCAUCUACGGCGCUGGGCCGACGCCUCUCGCGCUGCCGCGGCACUCGCCGACGCUCACGCUGCUACGACGUCUCCGAGACGAGGCGCACGCGGCGGCCCUGUUGGCGCACCGCCGCGCCCGCGGUCGCGCGGGCGAGACGACGUUUGCGUCGGUGCUCGACGAAGCGCCCCUCGAUCCCGACGCGAAGCGAAGCCUCCGCGCCGCCUUUACGUCCGCGGCGGACCUGCGCGAGGCGCCAAUUGACGCGCUCCGCGACAUCAUCGGCGACGACGCCGCCGCCGUCCAGUCGUGGCUCGCCGCGCCGGCCGCAACUCAGCAAGCCGAAAAUUUCGACGACCUCGCUGCGCUCGUCGUCGGCAAGGGCGGCGCCGUCGACGCCGUCGCCGCGGACGGCCGGCGCCGCGCGUCCUCGGCCGUGGUCGACGCUGCCGCCGAGGCGCAGGCGCGGCGGUGGUGGCAGCCGCGGCGGGCCCUGCGCCUCGAGACCGCGGACCCUAUACAUCUCGCGCGGCUCCUCGAGGCCGCCUCUGAAGGCACCGGGCUCGACGACGCCCUGCUGUCGUGGACGCGGCCGUCGCACACGGAGGAGCGUCCCGUCGUCGCGGCUUCGACGCCUCUCCCGGCCAAUCAGAUGAUGAAGCGCGCCGGCCCGGCGUUCGAGCCGACGCCCGGGACGUUCCAGAUGCGCUCGCCCUACGAGCCGCGCGGCGACCAGCCGACGGCGAUCGCGCACCUCGUCAAGGGCUUAGGACGAGGGACGCCGCGCGUAGUGCUCGCCGGCGCGACGGGCACGGGCAAGACCUUCGUCCUCGCCCACGCCAUCGAAGCUUUAUCAAAGCCGACCCUCGUCCUCGCGCCGAACAAGGUCCUGGCGGCGCAGCUCUGGUCCGAGCUCCAUUCGCUCUUCCCGGACAACUGCGUCAAGUUCUUCUGCUCGCACUUUGACUUCUACCGGCCCGAGUCCUACUCUAGGGCUACGGACAACUACGUCGAGAAGCGGUCGGCGACGAACAGCCGCAUCGACGCCCUGCGCCACGACGCGACGCGGUCCCUGCUCGAAAGGCGCGACACGAUCGUCGUCGCCACCGUGUCGUGCAUCUACGGUCUAGGGAUGCCCGCGGAGUACGUGGAAUCUGCAGUCCCUUUGCAGGAGGGCCAGCCCUGGGCCUCGCCGGCGGCGCUCGCCGACACGAUAGCUAGUUUACGAUACGCGCCCGGCAGCAGCGACCGCGGUUCUUAUUCACUCGCCGAGAAUGAUGGCGCCGUGACGCUCUCCGUCGGGCUCGUCGUCGACGACUUGCGCCUCGAUGUGCGCUUAGUAAGUGACGAUACCUGGACGAUCGAGUCGCUCGCCCUCGUCGGCGAGGACACUUCUUCAACGGUCGACGCGUACGUGCUCUACCCGGCGUCGCACCACGCGGCGACGCCGGAGGAGAUCGAGCGGGCCUGCGACGAUAUAGAAAUUGAGCUCGUGCAGGAGCUGGAGCGGCACCUCGCCGCGGGUCGCUGGCGCGAGGCGGAACGCUUGCGACGCCGCGUUGCCGACGACGUGGCCAUGCUGCGGGCGGAAGGCUGGUGUGCGGGCGCCGAGAACUACGCGCGGCAUCUGAGCGGUCGCGCCGAGCACGAGGCGCCCGCGACGCUGAUCGAUUAUUUUCCCGACGACGACUGGCUGCUUGUUGUUGAUGAGGCUCAUGUAGCAGUCCCGCAGCUCCGCGGCAUGCACGCCGGCGACCGCGCGCGGAAGUCUUCGCUGGUGGAGAACGGGUUCCGGCUGAAAUCCGCCCUGGACAACCGCCCGCUCACGGCGUCGGAGUUCUGGGCGCGCGUGCCGCAAGCCGUGCUUGCGACGGCCACGCCGUCCGAGGACGUGCUCGACAUGUGCGAUCGAAGCCCAGAGAACGUCGCGUCAUUAGUGGUGCGGCCCACGGGCGUCGUCGAUCCGUCAGUUACGGUCGUCAACGCUUCUAAGGCGGGCGGGCUCGAGGACCACCUCCUCGCGGCCGUUUCCAACGCGGAGGGACGGGCACUCGUGACUUGUUUGACCAAACGUUCCGCCGAGGCGCUGGCGGACUUUUUGACGAGCCACGGCAUUCCCGCGGCGUGGCUCCACGCGGACUUGGAUAGCCAGAAGCGGUUGAAGGUCUUGGACGCGCUGCGCCGUGGCGACCUGAAGGCCGUCGUGGGCUGCAAUUUAUUGAGAGAAGGACUUGAUUUGCCCCAGGUCUCGCUCGUGGCGAUCGUCGGCGCGGAGAAGCGCGGUUAUCUGCGGAGCGCCACAUCUUUAAUUCAGACCAUUGGUCGGGCGGCGCGGCACGUCAAUGGGGAAGUACUGUUGUAUACGGACGACGGCUUCGUGAGCGAUUCGAUGCGGGAAGCGAUUGAAGAGACGAAUAGGCGUCGCUCAAUUCAGCUGCGCUACAACGAAGACAACGGCGUGACGCCGCGGGGCGCGGCCGCGGCGGGUGGCGACGCGAACGACGCCCUCGCGGAGCUGCUCGGUCCCUCGCGCGGCGGUCCGGGAGGAGGAGGCGCGAUGCGCGAGCUGCCGGUCUUCGAAGACCCCACGGACGAGGCGCUCCACGUCGCACUCCGCGAGUGGCGCAAGGCGACGGCCGCGGCCAACCGAAAGCGCCCCUUCCGCGUCUUCCCCGAACGCACGCUGCAAGACCUCGUCGCAAAGAAGCCCACGACCACCUCCGAGUUGAAGGAGGUCUGGGGCCUCGGGCCGGCGCGGCUGGCGCGGCACGGCGACGAGGUGCUGGCGGUGGUGCGGGAGUACGUGGUGUCGCGUUGA
Messenger RNA from Pelagomonas calceolata, 3336 nucleotides. NCBI's taxonomy places the organism in Eukaryota, Pelagophyceae, Pelagomonadales, Pelagomonadaceae. The record is from the annotation of a GenBank genome assembly.